AUGGGUUUGACGCAGUCCCAGCCUCCCUCCGAGGAACAAGAGAAGAAGGACCGUAAGCGCCUGGCGGUGGUGAACGAGAUAGUGCAGACCGAAGACACCUACUCCUCUUGCCUGGACAUUAUCGUUCGUGUCUACCAAGCGCCGCUGGAAGAGGCUGUCGCCCAGGGCAAGCCCAUCAUCACGCAAGAAGAGGUCGUGGCGGUCUUUGCCAACAUCAGGGAGAUACAGCAGCUGCACGCCAACUUGGCCAAGGAGCUGCGCGACGCCCAGGGUGGAGCAGAAAAUGGCCCCUUCACCCACGUCUUUGUCAAAUAUGUCAGCUCCUUCAGGAUCUACACUGAGUUUGUGAACAAUUACAACAACUCGCUGGACAAUCUGUCGCGAUGCCAGAAAAAGAAGAAGGGCUUCCAGCAAUUCCUUGCCGAUGCCAACAGGCAUUCCGAUUGCCGCGGCAGGGAUCUGCCCACAUUCCUCAUCACGCCCAUCCAGCGGCUGCCGCGAUAUAUUCUGCUGCUGCAGGAGCUGCAAAAGCUCACACCGUCGAAGCACAAGGACUACAAGAACAUCGGCAGAGCGCUUAGCGACAUCAAGCAGAUGACCGACUACAUCAACAGAGAGAAGCAAGUAGCAGAGAUGUACCAAAAGCUGCUCCAAAUCCAAGAGGCGUUCGUCGACGACAUUUCCCUGCUGUCCAAGCAAAGGCAGCUUGUGCAGGAGGGAGAGUUUAACUAUCGAAGGAAGAGCAAGAGGGGCUUCAAGCCCGGCUUGCAUUUCUUCCUCUUCAACGACAUGCUUCUACUUGCUCGCCCGAGGUCUGCCGUUGGCCGAGUGUCGUCGCUGAUGACGGGUUCCGAUGCGUCGUGGAAGAUGUCGGCCUACUCGCAGCUCUCGCAAGUCGAGGUACAGGACAUUCCAGACUCCAAAGAUGAGGAGUUUUGCAUUCUCCUCGUAAUUGCAAACAAGGAGUACGUGGUCAAGUUCGGCUCGCAGCAGGAAAAGGAGCAGUGCAUGACCCUCUUCUUCACCACCAAGUCCAAGUCUCAUCGGGUGGCCUUUGUGGACAUCAUCGCUGUGUCGUCGUCGAGCCGCUCGGUUCCGGUGGCCCCGAGAAACGACGGUCGAGCUGCAUCUGAGAAGGACAAGCUCGCCAAGGAGAAGGAGAAGCAGGCCAAAGAGAAAGAAGAGAAGAAGAAGAGGGAGACCAUGAAGAAGGAGAAGGGCAAGGAGAAGAAGGGAGACAAGAAGAGCAAAGGCAAAGGGAAGAAGGAGGAGCCGCCGGCCGAUGCACUCACCUCUAUCAUGAACGGCUUCUCGUCGUUCUACUCCUCCAUCUCCGGUCCAGCUCCCGAGGAAUCAAAGGGCAAGAAGAACAAGAAGUGA
Molecule: messenger RNA, 1380 nt
Organism: Acanthamoeba castellanii str. Neff
Lineage: Eukaryota; Discosea; Longamoebia; Acanthamoebidae
Product: RhoGEF domain containing protein
Exons: 13
Coding region: 1-1380 (459 amino acids)
Biological process (GO): intracellular signal transduction
Molecular function (GO): guanyl-nucleotide exchange factor activity
Source: RefSeq, a predicted model, not a curated record